UAAAAAUAAAUAUAUUUAAAAAAAAAAAAAAGUCUAAAUGGUUUGCACGUCACAAGUAGUGGCCUUCCACACAAAAUAAUGUUUGUUUUUAAUGAAGAAUAGUAUUUAUACAUAAAUGCAUCCAGUAUUCUUCGUCAUCGUCACCAAAGAUUUUGAGAGAGAGAGAGAGAGAGAGAUGGCACAAGCCUUUCUGAUGAUGAUGAUGAUAGCAACUUCAAGUAUCAAUUUUGCAGAAGCAUUCAAGGAGGAAGGUGGCAUGGGAGGGGUUAUCCAUGUUGGAGGGAAAGUGCUUUGCCAGGAUUGCUCCCAAGGCUGGAAUGAAUGGGUCCAUGGUGCCAAGCCUAUCAAGGGUUGCAAAGUAUCCAUCACAUGCAUGGAUGAGAGAAAAAGAGUGAUAUACUAUGGAAGUGAUCAGACCGAUGAAGCCGGUGACUAUGAGAUGACCCUAAACAAGUACAUCAAUGGUGGCAAAGAAUUGGACCCAAACAAAUGCUCAGUGAGGCUGGUCUCAUCGCCAGACCCUGUCUGCAAUAUUGCCACGGACUUUGCCAGUGGGAGGUCGGGGGUGAAGCUGAGGAGGCCCACUGUGGUGUACAGGGACUUUAUCAAACAUGUGCUCAGCCCAUUCUAUUACACUACUCCCAUGUGUGAUGAACCUGAUGCUGCUACUACUACUACUCACUCCUCUUCCUCCUCAUAUGCCAAACAAACCAAAUAUUAAAUUUUUUUUUAUGGAUUUUUUGGUUUAUUGUUAUGUUAUUUGUGGUAUUGUUACUUGAUGAAAUGGAUUUAUUUGUUGGGAUUUCUAGUUGUGUCGUUGAAUUGUAAUUGUUUAAUUUGAUAUAAUUUUUCUUAUAUUUGCUAUUAUUUCUCCUACUACUCUCCUCUAAUUGUUUAAUUAUGUGGCAUGCUUCUAGGAUU
This is a messenger RNA of Camellia sinensis, 921 nucleotides long. Its product is annotated as Pollen Ole e 1 allergen and extensin family protein. The record is from RefSeq and is a predicted model, not a curated record. NCBI's taxonomy places the organism in Eukaryota, Viridiplantae, Streptophyta, Magnoliopsida, Ericales, Theaceae. Gene Ontology annotation, cellular component: cell periphery.